UGGCUGUCAAGUGUCAUUCAUACGCUGUUCUCGCUAUCGUCCUUAGAAAACCUUUGUGUUAAAAAAGUUAACGUCUUAAACUCAAACUAACUUACCUUUAGUCAAUAUUAUGGUUUUGGUUUUGUAAGCAAAUGGUAUUUUUUUCUUCGACGGGUGAUGUUUGAGCCCAUGGGAAACCUGUUGAUUGAUCCAGGAAAGGAGGAGAAAUGGAGAUAGUGAAUAUCCCACACUGAUACAUUACUGAAAGAAGAUAUCAAGUGUCUGGGGUCAACAUUAAUGGCUGACAUCAUGGAUACCCAGCGUGCCCUGGCGGCGGUGGAACGUCUCCAGGCACAGCUGAAGGAGAGAGGGGAGGCGCCCACAGAGGAGAAGCUCAACCUGCUCAAGAGCGUCCUGCAGAGCCCCCUUUUCAGACAGAUCCUACUCAUGCAGGAGGCCAGCCAGCAGGGACCAUACGCACACGGCCUCAGACAGCAGGGCAGCAAGUUGCCCCGAUCUCAGUCCAUGAAGGACCCAGUCACCCAACAUGCUGAGACGUGUACCCUAUCGAAGCUCUCCAGGAACCACACUGGCUCCCUGGACCCUCUCCCCUCCGCUAGCGCCAGCAGAGACCAGGACGAGUUUGACUAUGCCAUCCGCUCUUUGGCUCAGGGUCGAUAUGUGGGCAGUAUAGAGCUGAUUAAAGGCCAGACUGGUUUGGGCUUCAGUGUGCUGGCUCUUAAAACAGAGAAGAACACAGGACUGGGCAUUUUUGUGGAGGAGAUCAAACCAGGCAGUGUAGCAUACAGGGAUGGUCGUCUAAAGCCGGCAGAUCAGAUCUUGGCAGUGGACAGGCAUCUCUUUGACUCCGCCGUGUCCCAGGAGCAGGCAGUGAGAGCCAUGCAGAAUACUACUGACAAGGUCACGCUGACCAUUGCCAGAGGACCCAUCCCUCAGCUGUCCACCCCGCAGAUGACCAGGACAGUCUCCCUACCCAAGGACCUCUCAGAACUCCACAAUUUUAGGAAUAUCCAGGCGAUUGAGCUGGAGAAUGAUGGCACGGGCGUGGGCUUUGGGAUUGUGGAGAGCCAGAGCUCAGGCAUCAUGGUCAAGACCAUCCUCCCCGGGGGAGUGGCUGACCGGGAUAAGCGCUUGCGCAGUGGUGAUCUGAUCCUGCGGAUUGGUGACACUGACCUGGCAGGGAUGGGCAGUGAGCAGGUGGCACAGGUGCUCAAGCAGGCCAGCACCAGGGUCAGACUGCUCAUCGCCAGAGACACCACGGACAACGACCUGUCUCACCCUGUUACCCAGCAACAAGAGACAAGAGCAGCCCAGGUGCAUAAACUCUCUGAACCUGAGAAGGAUAAGACCUAUGAUGUGAGAUUUACUAAGAAUGCACGCGGUCUGGGACUCACUGUUGGCAGAACCUCAGUCCCCCCUGGCUCAGAUUCCAGUGGCAUUGUGGUCAAGAGUAUAGAGAAGGGCAGUGCAGUGGACCAGAAUGGACAAUUGCACAUUGGAGAUCACAUCUUAUCUGUGGACGGCCAGAGGUUGCAGGGCUGCACCGAGCAGCAGGCCUCGCAUCUGCUCCGACAGACGGGCCAGACGGUCUGCCUGACGUUGCUGAGGCGGGCCUCCACGGUCCAGCCAGCGCCGCCCCUCCCGGUCAUCCCCAAACCUCCACGCACAUCAAAAGCCAACCAGAACCGCAAGAUCAGCUUCAGCACCGACCACGAUGAGAAGAUUCAAAAUUACUGUUUAAGUUUGAAAGACAAGGCUGUCAUGAUCAAUAGGACCAGCUCCAUGGAGAGAAGAGUGACACUCACAGAGGCUGAAGUAGUGCAGCUGAGAAAUAGAUGGCAGGACAAGGUUGGGGACCAGAGUGAAGUAAUGGUGGUGCAGGUGCAGAAGUUCUCUGAGUGCAGCAGCCUGGGUGUGAGUCUGGAGGCACGGGGAGGCCGUCACUACAUCUGCUCCAUGCUGCCCGAGGGGCCUGUGGGGCAGAGCGGUCGCGUCCAGCUGGGGGACGAGCUGCUAGAGGUGAACGGCAUCAGUGUGGUGGGAGAGACUCACAAGGAGGUGGUGAGUCUGCUGAAGGAGCUCCCUCUCCAGGUGUGCCUGGUGUGCUGCCACCCUGUUACGCCCCCAGACCGGACGCAGGAGGAUGAAGACGAACGUGACCUGCAGCUCUCCCUCAAAGAACUCCUCCAUGAGUUCAAUGAAAUGGUUGAGCAGAACUGUCUGAGUGUGACCCCUAAGGACGCACAGGACUCUGGGAAGGUGGAUGGCCUGUCCCCUCUGGCCAUGUGGGAGACUCAGGUGCAGACGUAUGAGCUGCUGAAGGGGGAGGCCGGCUUGGGCUUCAGCAUCCUGGACUAUCAGGACCCAGAAGACCCACUUAAGACAGUGAUUGUGAUUCGCUCGCUGGUUCCUGGUGGAUUGGCAGAAAGAGAUGGUCGGUUGUUACCAGGCGACCGGCUGAUGUUCGUUAAUGACACAGACCUUCGCCAUGCCAGCUUAGACCAUGCUGUUCAGGUCCUAAAGAGCACUGCUUACGGCACUGUACGGAUUGGUGUGGCCAAACCUUUACCAUGUGAUUGUAAUGCGCCGGAAUUGCCAACUGAGACCACCUGCGGGGCCCAAGACACCAAAACAGAGAAUGACAUCAGGCACAGGACUGCCCUAAGCAGCAACAGCGUCGUAGAGAGAGCGCGACAGAGUCCUGCAUCAGAGCUGUCCCCUCAGGAGAAGAAGGUCGGAGGUCAGCUGGGCGGCAUGGAGACGGCGGGCAGACGUUACACCGCCACGUCUCCCGGCAGCAGCUUUCAGAGGACUGUCACCGUUGUCAGGGGCAACACUAGCCUUGGUAUGACAGUGAGUGCUUUAAAGGAUGGUUCAGGCAUAAUAAUCCGCUCAGUGGUGAAUGGGGGCUCCAUCAGUCAGGAUGGGCGCCUGUGUGUUGGUGACGGCAUAGUAGCCAUUAACGGAGAGCCCACCACCAACCUGAGCAAUGCGCAGGCCAGAGCUCUGCUCCGCAGGCACUCUCUCCUCGCCCCUGACAUCAGUGUGACAUAUGUUCCUGCUCCUCUGCUUGAUAAGCACCGUGCUGCUUUUGUCCAAUCAAAACAGGAGGACUCAUCCGCACCACCACUACAGAAGAUGGCCGAGCCUGUGAGAGCACGGACGGCGGAGAAAACGCAAAAGAUUGCACAGAGAAAAGAAAGGGAGGAGGAGGAGAAGGACAGAACGGAUGGAGUGAGAGAGAGGGACAGGCAAAGCAAUAGGGAGCAUGUGCAUGGACAGGGAAAGAUGAGAGCUGAACACAAGGGAAGGGAGGAAGGAGAGAAGAAGGAGGGAAGAGAAGGGAAGAAUGGAGAGAGAGGGUGGAGCAACGGAGAGCAGAGAGAAGGAGGACAAGCGAGGCACUGGAGUAAGCCAAGAAGAGUUAGACUGUUCAGACAGUCUGGGAAGUCGCUGGGCAUCAGUAUUGCUGGCGGGGGGAAGAUGGGUAAUCGUCUUAGCAACGGGGAGAUGAGGCGGGGUGUCUUCAUCAAACACAUUACAGAGGACAGCCCAGCGGGCAGGAACGGCACCCUCAAGACUGGAGACAGAAUCCUGGAGGUGGCAGGAGUAGACGUACGCGAUGCCACUCAUGAAGAGGUGGUGGAAGUGAUCCGCCAAGCAGGAGUCAGUGUGGAGUUUAUACUACAGAGCCCGCAGGAGUCCUCUACAGUCACAGACAGCAGGGAGGCAUCUUCAGAGACACACACUGUCCCUCAUAGUAAGGAACCAGAGACUCAGAGUAGCCUUCCUCUCCAUCUCUCCCCAGCCAACCCCUUUACCCCAACCCCAUUCAAGACGCCGGGAGCUGCAGGGGAGAGGGUGACAGUAAGGCCCCCCCGCGCGGUGCCCCCUCCUCGCAGUCUGAGUCCCAGGCCUGGGGGGUCACACGCAGCACAGGCAGUGGCACUUCCAGACGCACCACAGACUGCCCCAGAGACACCCAAUAUGCCAGCCCAAUUUGGACCAAGCUGUGAUGAGGAGCUGGCUGCCUUGUGGAAGCGUAUGCUGCAGAGGUAUGGGAGUUUGCCGGGGGAGCUGCUGGUGGUUGAGCUGACUCAGGGCAGCCAGGGUCUGGGUGUGCAGCUGGUGGGAAACAAAGAUGGCUCCCGCUCCAACCUGGGCAUCUAUGUGGGCGCCGUCAACCCACACGGAGCCGCUGCUGCAGAUGGACGCAUCCAAGUCGGAGAUGAACUUCUGGAGAUUAAUGGACAGAUUCUAUACGGUCGCAGUCAUCAGAAUGCUAACGCUAUCAUCACCAGUGCUCCAGACAAAGUCAGAAUCAUCCUCAUAAGGAAUAAGGAGACACUGCAACAUAUAGCCCUUGGACCAGAGUGUGAUGCUGGGUCCAUGGUCUCUCCAUCGUCAGUGGACGUGGCUGGGCUGAGAGGUGUCCAGCAGCCUCAGAAAUCCCUCCUCAGUUUCAGCCAAAGCACUGCUCCUGUCACUCACAGACCAGCAGCCAAUCACACGCCUCUCUCCGCCCCCCAUGAAGACUCCUGUUGGCCUCCUCCUCCUCCUUCGUGCUUGGUGUCCGGUGACCCACUGACCUGUCCCAUCAUCCCCGGCUGUGUGACCACCCUCGACCUGUGUAAGGGCCUCACCGGCCUGGGCCUCAGCAUAGUGGGCGGCUGCAACACAGCAUUGGGCGUCAUUCUGAUCCAUGAGGUGAACGAGGGGGGAGCGGCGUACAGGGACGGCAGGCUGUGGGCCGGCGAUCAGAUACUGGAGGUGAAUGGUAUAGACCUGCGGAUGGCCACGCAUGAGGAGGCCCUGAGUGUCCUGCGCCUGAGUCCGCAGCGCGUGCGCCUCUGUGUGUACCGCCAGCAGGGGGCGUGCGUCCACAGACGCGCGCCGGAGGAGCCGGAGGCCUGCAGGGGGCAGCGUGGCUACACGUCGGAGGACAUGUGGGAGCUGUUCACGGUGGAGCUCAGGCCCAGCCCAGCACAUGGCCUGGGCCUCAGCAUCGUGGGGAAAAGGGAUGACACUGGUGUAUUCGUGUCCGAGCUGGUGAGAGGGGGGGUGGCCGAGGCAGAUGGCAGGUUGAUGCUAGGCGACCAGAUCCUAUCGGUCACCGGAGAGGAUGUCCGAGCCGUAACUCAGGACUACGCCACUUCUCUCCUGCAGAACUGCACAAAAUCUGUGGUGUUGGAGGUGGCACGUUUCAAAGCAAUUCAACAACAGCAGGUGGGCUAUCAGAAGGGCUACACAGACACACUCCCUCACCUGCAUGUGGCCAGCUCAGAUCAUGGACACACACAAACAGACAACAACAACAGCCACACUGCAGAUGAACACAAAGAUAAGAGAAGUGUCACUCUUCAGAAGCGGGGGGCGUUAGAAUCCUUGGGCUUCAGUGUAUCUGGAGGGGUAGGGAGUCUCCAUGGCGACAUACACAUUUCCUGGAUGGACCCGGAUGGAUUGGCAGCACAGACACAGCAGCUGAGAGUGGGUGACCGCAUCGUGAGCAUAGAUGGCCGGCCUACGGAGGGGAUGAGUCAUGCUCAGGUCGGGGCUCUGUUGAGAAACGCCAGUGGGGCCAUCAGCCUGCAGGUGGUGUCUGGGGUUGCUGAAAUUAAGAAUGAAAUCACCAAGGAUCAGACCGAUGCAUCAGGGCCUUCAGAGAACUACACAACCCAUAACCACUUAAGUUCUCCUCAGUGUCGCUCCAUCACUUUACACAGAGGAGCCUCAGGUCUGGGCUUCAGUAUUGUGGGUGGAAUGGGCAGUCCCCAUGGUGACCUGCCCAUAUAUGUGAAAACCAUCUUUCCCAAGGGUGCUGCAGUGGAGGAUGGACGUCUGAAGCACGGCGAUCAGAUCCUGGCUGUGAAUGGGCUGAGCCUGGUGGGAGUGACGCAUACAGAAGCUGUGGAGAUCCUGAAGAGGAGCCGAGGCCACGUGGUCCUCACCGUGCUCUCAUAGACGUGUGGCGCCUUCUGAUGAUGUCACACAUACACACCAGUGACAGUGUGAUGCUGUGAUGACAAUCCACAUUUAACUGUGUAACCGCAUUACUGUGUAAUUAACUUCUUGAUAAUGUUUAACAUACACAAACUAAAACUUCUUUCAGGAGAAAGAUAGUUUGGAGUUCUAGCCAUGGGUGAUGUACCAUCCCUUUAGUAAGUGGCUUUAGGAGAUUCAUUUCAUUGUCUUGCUGUAUUUGCAAACACAGACACACCAUGAGACAGAACUGUGAAUCCUGUCCUGCCAAUAUCCCCUUAAUGACUACUUUCAGCCAUGACUAAGCUACCUAAUUGACUGGUUCAUGACUGACAUUCUCUCAUUAUUCCAUUGUACCUGUUGGGCUAUCCAGCCUUCUUCUCAGCGUGUGCCGCGUAUCCCUGGGCACCAAAUUAAGAGAUUUAUUUUGUUAGUCUGUUUCUGGGGACAAAACUCUGAGGCUGAUCCGAAUCUCUUGUUCUGCCACAUUUUCCUGAAUUGAUCAGAUUAUAAUAGAUGUGUUCUUUAGUCAUAUUGUAGUAAUACUGUAGAUACAGCACCCUUCAUUAUCUUCAUGAAUUCAGUUUUAGUUAUGUGACAGUGUACCAUACUAAUCCCAUUAUCACAGGAAUUGUUUGUUUGGUUGGUUGUUUUAUAAAAUGGUCUAUGCGUCUCCUGAUCAGCAGAAUCAUUCAUAUCUUAACUGAAUUAAUUCUAUUUAACCAUAUGCA
This is a messenger RNA of Alosa alosa (allis shad), 6710 nucleotides long. Its product is annotated as multiple PDZ domain protein. The transcript is spliced from 42 exons. The record is from RefSeq and is a predicted model, not a curated record. Gene Ontology annotation, molecular function: protein binding. Bases 277 to 5961 code for a protein of 1894 amino acids. NCBI's taxonomy places the organism in Eukaryota, Metazoa, Chordata, Actinopteri, Clupeiformes, Clupeidae.